AACUUUUGGUAUACCUUGCAUUGUCGCAAAACAUGUCACUAUAGUUGAGCUCUGUCGCGGAUUUUCUAUACCUACAUUCUAUGACUGACAUCAAAACUAUGAGGACAACUAUGCACUAAGGCAACUGAAGGCUUCACAAUACUCUUGGAAGGAAAUAUGAACGCACCUUUUGCAGCAGAUAUAUCCAACGAAGGAUCUCCGUCUUCCUCACAACACCCACUAGGUGGACAAUAUUACAGUCACUAUCGAAAUCGCAGCGCAGUGUCUGGACACAGUGAAAACGAUUCGCCGAGGGAUGGCUAUGUUCCGAGGAGGGCCAGGUCCAAGAUAAUAUGGCCAGACGAGACCGAACACUGCUGGAGCGAUGCGGUAACAGCCGAUGCGGUUCUUUCUUUACUCCGCAAGGAGCCAGUCCAAUCUCCGUCGAGCAAUACUUCUAGAAGCGGCGGGAGUACCCCAGACCAAACCCGUCUGAAAUGCACUGUCUGCUUCAGGUAUCUUAAGAAUGACUCAUACCCAGAAUCACCGAUUGCAGCUGGCUGCAACCACUCAACUGUACCUGAGAUGCACAUAUGCAAAACCUGUCUUCGCCGGAGUUUGGAAAUACAGUUCUUUGCCUCGAGUCUGGGCUCUCUGACCUGUCCUCUCUGCCAUGAGCAACUAUCAGAUGACGAAGUCCAGCGGUGGGCUAGCAAAGAGACCUUCGAAGCCUAUGACUACAUACGCACUCGGCAAAUGUUAGAAGAGGACGCUGAGUUCGUUACUUGCGUCAGGCAAGGUUGCGGAUAUGGGCAACUGCAUGCCGGUGGCUUAGAAGACCCAAUUGUCGUUUGCGGCUCGUGUGGGACUCGGACAUGCUUCAUACAUCGACAUACUGUCUGGCAUGAUGGUUUAACAUGCUCGGAGUAUGAAGAAUAUAUCAACCAUAGAAGUGAUGAUUUCGAGGCACGUAAUGAAUUUCAGACAGGUUAUCAAAUGUUUCCUGAAACCAAUGCACCGAGGCAAUGCCCAGAGAAUUGGUCUAGUCAAGCGGCCAUGAGUAUGCGGACAAUUGUUGAGACGGCAAGACCUUGCCCUGGUUGUAAUGUGGCCACAGAGAGGUCAGGAGGGUGCAAGCAUAUGACAUGUAUCUUAUGCCAGCAGGAAUGGUGUUGGGACUGUGGGAUUCGUUGGCACCGGGGACACCUCGACAUUGAAUGUAUCCAGCCUUGGCAAUAUAUCUGAUGCAGUAUAUUAACCACAGAAUAUGUACUCCAGGGAAUCAUACACUCAGGUCCAGCAUUUACUGCAUUUAUUAAUUAGUGAUCAAUGGAUUAACAAUUAGCGGCAGUCUUGGAAGGUUGAUUGAAGUGACAUGGGUGGCGGGAGC
Molecule: messenger RNA, 1369 nt
Organism: Aspergillus pseudonomiae
Lineage: Eukaryota; Fungi; Ascomycota; Eurotiomycetes; Eurotiales; Aspergillaceae
Product: E3 ubiquitin-protein ligase
Exons: 2
Coding region: 157-1224 (355 amino acids)
Biological process (GO): positive regulation of proteasomal ubiquitin-dependent protein catabolic process; ubiquitin-dependent protein catabolic process; protein polyubiquitination
Cellular component (GO): ubiquitin ligase complex; cytoplasm
Molecular function (GO): zinc ion binding; ubiquitin conjugating enzyme binding; ubiquitin protein ligase activity
Source: RefSeq, a predicted model, not a curated record